AUGAGUAACUCUUCUUCUGACGAAACCACUUCUAGUGAAACUUCGUCCAAUCCAUCCACUACUCCUUCUCCCAUUCACACGAUAAUCGGUAAUCCUUUCGCAAUGAAUAAUAAUAAUGAAAUACAACAGAGAACACUUAAUGAUUACCUUCACCCCACCCAAACUUCCAUACCAUCAUGCUUCAUAUUUCCUCCUAAUAUGCCAAGUCUUGGUGUCAAACCCGGCAUUAUUCAACUUUUGCCAACUUUUCAUGGAAUAGAAAAUGAAAAUCCAUACGUGCAUAUUAGGGAGUUUGAGGAAGUUGUUGACACUUUUUAUGACCGAGCAACCAUCAAUGAUGCUGCACGUUUAAAGUUUUUCCCCUUCUCCUUGAAGGAUAAAGCUAAAAGUUGGUUGUAUUCUUUGAGAUCUAGGUCUAUUGGAACAUGGGAAGAAAUGACCAAAACAUUUUUUGUUAAAUAUUUUCCUGUCCAUAAGACCAACAGUUUGAAAAGACAAAUCUCAACAUUUUCCCAAAAAGACAAUGAAACAUUCUAUCAAGUCUGGGAGAGAUUUAAAGAUCUCUUAAGUCAGUGUCCACACCACGGGUACGAGAGUUGGCGCAUCGUCAGCUACUUCUAUGAAGGCCUCACAAGUCGUGAGCGCCAGUUCGUAGAAAUGAUGUGCAACGGUGAGUUCCUUCAAAAGGAACCCGAAGAAGCUCUUGAGUUUCUCAUUGAGCUUGCUGAAAAAUCUCACACAUGGACUGGUCCAAGUGCUGCUGAAAGCACCAACAGAAAUCGACCAGCUGGGAUUUACCAACUUCGGGAAGAGGAUAGCUUAAAGGCCCAAGUCGAAGCUUUAAAAAAGCAAAUUGAAAUCCUUACGACUAAAGAUGGCCAAAAAGGGCGCAUGGUUGCCCAAGCACAAUCCAGACCACUCGAACCUUGUUUCGUUUGUGGAGAAAAUGACCAUUUAGCUAAGGACUGCUUAGUUUACAAAGAAAUGAAGGGGGUUCAUGAGGAGCAAUGCAAUGCCUUAGGGCAAUAUAACAAGCCAUUCUCCCAUGCGUACAACCCUGGUUGGAGAAACCACCCGAAUUUCAGUUGGAGAGAUAAUUCCAACCAAGGUCAAACGUCUGGAGGACAAUGGAGAAAUGAGAAUCAAGCUCAACCUCCAAAGGCAUAUCAUGCACCUCAAUACCAUGCUCAACAACAAGGAAACUCCCUUGAAAAUACCAUUCAUGCAUUCAUUGAGGAACAAACCAAAAUCAAUCGCCAAUUAAAGGAAGAUGUCCAAGAAAUAAAAAGUCAAUUUUCAAAAUUGAACACAUCCUUAGCUAUUUCUGAGAAAGGCAGACUUCCUUCCCAACCUCAAUUCAAUGCACAAGGGCAACAUAUGGCUGAAACCUCCACCUCUAAUGAUCCCAUCGUUAAAGGGGUUAACGCCAUCACAACAAGAAGUGGUAAAGCUUUGGAAGAUCCAUCCAUCAAAACCACUACUUCAAAUUCAAAAGUUGCCCCUGACAGUGCACCGAUAAAUGCUCAAGCAAAAGUACCAUUUCCCCAGGCUCUUAGACCUGUUGGAAAAAUUCCUGAAAACCGAGCUGAACUCCUUGAGCACUUGACACAAGUGAAGAUUAAUCUUCCUUUGCUUCAUAUCAUAAAACAAGUGCCAGCUUAUGCCAAAAUCAUCAAGGACUUGUGCACUGCUAAGAGAAAGCACCAUGUCAAGAAGACUGCUUUCUUGACUGAACAAGUGAGUGCGGUGAUCGAACAAAAGACACCGCCAAAAUACAAAGAUCCUGGUUGUCCCACCAUUUCAUGCCAAAUUGGGACUCAUGAAGUCAGCCAAGCUUUGCUUGACCUUGGCGCGAGUGUGAAUCUCAUGCCUUACUCUGUGUACUCGCAACUUGGUCUUGGAGAAAUGAAGCCAACAUCUGUUGUGUCUUGCAGCUUGCUGACCGCUCUAUCAAAAAGCCUCGGGGUAUCGUUGAGGAUGUUCUUGUUCAAAUUGAGAAAUUCUAUUAUCCCGUGGACUUCCUUGUUCUGGAUACUCAAUCUGUGGUCAACAUGGAAUCCAAAAUUCCCAUCAUCCUUGGAAGACCAUUCCUUGCCACUGCAAAUGCUUUGA
Messenger RNA from Cannabis sativa, 2112 nucleotides. RefSeq lists its product as uncharacterized. Bases 1 to 2112 code for a protein of 703 amino acids. The transcript has a single exon. Lineage: Eukaryota; Viridiplantae; Streptophyta; Magnoliopsida; Rosales; Cannabaceae. The record is from RefSeq and is a predicted model, not a curated record. Gene Ontology annotation, molecular function: zinc ion binding; nucleic acid binding.